Molecule: messenger RNA, 675 nt
Organism: Arachis ipaensis
Lineage: Eukaryota; Viridiplantae; Streptophyta; Magnoliopsida; Fabales; Fabaceae
Source: RefSeq, a predicted model, not a curated record
AUGUCCAACAAUCUAUGUUGCUUGCCGGAGAGUGGAGAAAGGUGUGCCCUUGGAAUAGUUGUGGAACUUGGUCUUGAAGAUGUUGUGGACGUUGUCGGUGUUGGAGGUGAUGUUAUCAAAGACAUGGAAGACAAGAUACUUAGCUGGAAUUGCAGGGCCAAGUGGUUUUGGACUUUUGGUUCAAAUUCAACUGCUGAACAAGUCACUCAUCAACAACAUUCUUCUUCUUCUUCCAAUCUAACCGCUAUUAUAACUGGGGCAAGUUCUGGAAUUGGAGCUGAAACAGCAAGAGUGUUAGCAAAGAGAGGAGUGAGAGUUGUAAUUGGCGCAAGGGAUACAAAGAAGGCUAAACAAGCCAAAGAGAAGAUACAAAAAGAAAAUUACCAUUUCCAGCAAAGCUAUCUCCGCUGCAAAUUCAAUCAAGCCAUGUCGGGAAGGAAAGAAACUGUUCUGGACCUAGCGAAGUUCGUUGACAAAGGUGUUCAGGUUAAACUCACUGGUGGCAGACAAGUGACAGGAACUCUCAAAGGUUAUGAUCAGUUGCUAAACCUUGUCCUAGAUGAAGCUGUAGAGUUUCUAAGAGACCCUGAUGAUGCUUUAUUUUUUAUUCAGAAAAACACAACCUUUACUGUGGAACUGGUUUACCUCAUCAAUGAAUAGCAUUUCGUUUUGUAU